GUCCUCUAGUUGCUUCACCGAAAAAAAACAGGGAAGUGAGAGAAAAAAAAAACGAAAACGACGUUGUGGCCAAAAAUCGAAAUGUAAACAAUUAGUAAAUUGUGCAGUUCUUUUAUGUGACUAAAUUUGACUCCAUCGUUCUAUCAAUGGGCGCGGGUGGUUGUAAAUUUUGUCAGUUUUCUUCAGGCAGAUCAAGGAACACCAAUUCUUUUGAUGGCCCCAGUUCUAGUCAACACAACAUUAGUACAGGUAGAGGAAGCAUUCUCUCCGAUGGCCGAAUAGAUAGGUAUGUUCCAGGAGUUUUUGGUUCCACGUUUUGUAAAGUCAACAAGAAAACAGUUGACCGAUUAAUUUUACAAGUCUUGGGAAUCAUCGGACACCUCGUCGAAAGUGCACCUGACACCCCCGAAGCGCUUCAAAAGCUGAACGAAAUCGCUGACAAAGAAGAAGGAUGGAUUCAGAUGAUUCAUUCUAUGGUGAACAUCAUCCCGUUGGAUAACCCAUUGGGUCCAGUUGUCAUCACCGUUCUUCUUGAUGACUGCCCUCUUCCUAAUAAGGACACAAUUGUUAAGCUGUCUAGAAUAUUCAGCUUAUCAAGGUAUGGAUCAGUCAAGAAGAAGAAAUCGGUCUGUCAGCAAAGGAAUGUCUGCAUCAUUCUUGGCAUGUUGGCAGAAAAACUAGCUGGUCCAAGCAGUGUUGCUCUCCUCACACCAGGCACGCUGGCUUAUUUAGUCAGUAAUCUGGAAGAAAAUGUAGAACCUAUUUUGACAUUAUUCUCUUUAGUUGCCUUGGAGAAAUUUGCUCAAACUAGUGAAAACAAAUUGUCUAUCAAAAGAUACCUUGAGACUGAGCCUGUUAACCCUAUUCUAAAGCUUGAGCGUUUUGUUGGAUCUCAAGAUUAUGUGGAAGCACAAGUCGGAUUUUGUGCACAAUGGUGCCUAGAUAAUUUGUUUGUUGUAGAGGGCAGGAAACUCUCCUAUGAAAGUAUAGAUUUAACAAAUAUCAAUGCAAUGUUGAACUCGCGGGAUGCAAGCGAAUACUUGAAAAUAUCUCCGGAUGGACUUGAGGCUCGCUGCGAUGCAUACCUGUUUGAAAGUGUCAGAUGCACUUUCCCAAUCCAAACUGGCAUCUGGUACUAUGAGAUCACAGUCCUCAGCUGUGGAGUGAUGCAAAUCGGCUGGGCGACAAAGAAGAGCAAAUUCUUAAGUCACGAAGGCUACGGGAUUGGUGAUGACGGGUUUUCUGUUGCAUACGAUGGGUGUCGGCAGCAGGUCUGGCACAAUGCACACAUUGAACUGCAGCCGAAUGGACCACCGUGGAAGCCAGGCUGCGUUCUUGGCUGUCUUCUUGAUCUCCAGACUCCGAAAGCUGUUUUUUAUCUCAAUGGAAAUGAAGUUGCUACGCACACCAAUGUCUUCAAGUUUGCCAAGACUGGAUUUUUUGCUGCUGCCAGCUUCAUGGCAUUUCAACACUGUCGAUUCAAUUUUGGUCGGAACCCUUUCAAAUAUCCGCCAAAGAACAUUCCUUUUCAAAGCUUUAAUGCUGUUGGUGUGCUGAAUGCUGAAGAAAGAGUUAUUUUACCCAGACAUUUAAAACUUGAAAAGUUAAGAAGAAUGAGUGUAAAAGAAGAUUCCUGUACAUUAUGUUUUGACUUUAAAGCUACUGUCACUCUCAAACCAUGCAAUCAUAGCGGAUUCUGUGAAAAUUGCUCUGUGCAGUUACUAUCGUGUCCUGUAUGCCGAGCAUCAAUUUCAAGUAUGGCUGUUGAUAACCCACCCGAAAUUACCAGAUGAGUGCGUUUGUUCUUCAUGUACCUUAGAAUUCUAGCUUUAACACUUUUUCAUUAUGAAUAACUUGACCGGACGAUACAAUCAAACUGUGUUUCUUAUUAUCCUAGUUUCUUUUCAACCUGCAGCUAGUAUUUGCUUCUUAGUCAAGCAGUAGCAUUUGAAACUCGUAACCUACAAACUUUAUACUUCGUCCAAGUUCAUCAAUCCAAAGAAAUUUUUGAACGAUACAUACCUAGCUUUAAUCAAUUGAGCAAUAGCAGUUUAGAUUGAUAUAGUUUCUUCUCUUGUAAUUAAAGACGUUCACGAGAAUAAUAAAAUAUGUGAUAUUUUUUUUUUAGUUGAGUUAAUCGACUUAUUUUUGCAUUGUAAUUUUUGAGAAAAGGAAAAAAAAUCCUCCAAUUAUUUUUACCAGUGGGUUAAUGCACACAAACUUUAAGACUUUAUUUUCUAUAUGCCUCUAUUUUUUAGUAAUUUUAAGGAAUAUGAAAGUGAACGUUUCAAUUGUAGUCGCUCAGACUGCAAGCGGAAUUUUUGAAGUGCUACUUUUUGGGGCCGAUCAUUUUACUUUCUGUCUUUUAAUCUUGUAAUCUGAGGGGAGAAUAUUUUAUUCUAGAAGCAAAUUUUACCGCCACCAAAAAUUUGAAUCCAAUCCUCUGUGCACAUACUGAUAUCAUUUAAGCAUUAGUUCUCCAUUACUUUGACCUGUCAACUAAUAUUUGACUCUCAAAAGCAGAAAAAUUUACAAUGUGCUUUCAAUAUCAUAUUUUAAAUAUUGCUGUAGCAGUAUUUAUUUAAAUAUUGCUGUAGCAGUAUUUAUUUAAAUAUUGCUGUAGCAGUAUUUAUUUAAAUAUUGCUGUAGCAGUAUUUAUUUAAAUACUGAUGCAGCAGUAGCAGUAUUGGUGUAAAUAUCUCAAUUCCAAAGAUUGAUCAGAUUUCUUUUCGUGAAAGAAAAAAAAAACAAGUUCCAAGCACAGUCGCACUGGUGAAUAAUUUGUUCGGAAUAAAUUAUUUUUACUUGAAAUUUUCAAUUUUCUCUACACCUUAAUUGAUGCUUUAAAUAAACCAUUAUUGAAGCCACUCAGUAUACACUAAAGUACAUGCAAUACAUUGAGUCCAAUUGAGUCAUAACGAUUUCGCAAAGUUCAAGAGAAUAUGUACAAUCACUAAUGAUGAUAUUAGAACCACUGAAAAAUCGAGUUUUCCUCCCAUAGAUUAAUGUGCAAGGGUGUAGCACUCCAAACAGAGCAAGAGCCAAAAAUGCAAAUUUGUCCUUUAAAUCAUAAUGUGUGAGCAGAGUAGACUUCAUUCACAAAUUUGCAGAACCUCAAAAACUUCCUUUCAUCCUGAAUGGGUAGAACACAGAAAAGUAUUCUCCCCUCCACAGUAAUCUCUGCUUCAAAUUAUUAGUUCCUCAGAUGUGCUACAUUUUAUGCAGUCAAGUAAUGAUGAACAGCAAAAAGUUAAAUUAAUAUUUUGUAGUUUCCAUGAGGUCAAUAACAAAAAACUAAAAAACAAUAACAGUGAGGAACCUACAGUUUCAUCCAUAUAAUAAAAUAUUACUUCCCUCUGACUAAAAUAUUCUUAUUCUGACAUGAUAGAUACUGUUAAGGAGUUAGUGAUUUUAGUCUCAGUCCCAAUGAUUUUCUUCCGCACAAAAGGUCUGUCGAUCAGUUUGAGACUCAAAGCUUUGAAAGAAGUUGAGCUUGUUUAAUAAAUAAAUAAAUAAAAAAAUUCAUACUUCUUCCAGUUCAAUAUUUUUAAGGUGCUUUUUAUUAAGUUGUGGAAAAGGUUUAGAAUUACGGUUGACUGAAUCUGUUUGCAUUUGGUUUAUGAAAAUGUCAAGUUUAUUUCUGUUGAAGUAACAGUUGCAAUCCAUUACACUAGAGACAUGCCCUCCACUUUCAUCUCUUUUCCUCAUAAAUAAUCAAAAAUAUCUUUCUCUCCUCCUUUAAAAAUGAUGCAAAA
Bemisia tabaci is the source of this 3755-nucleotide messenger RNA. Its product is annotated as RING finger and SPRY domain-containing protein 1. Gene Ontology annotation, cellular component: cytoplasm. Gene Ontology annotation, molecular function: ubiquitin-protein transferase activity; protein binding. NCBI's taxonomy places the organism in Eukaryota, Metazoa, Arthropoda, Insecta, Hemiptera, Aleyrodidae. The record is from RefSeq and is a predicted model, not a curated record.